AUGGCUGGAAAAGCAGCUGCGGCGAAUACAGCGACGGCGGCGUUUCAGCAUCCGUGGAGGGCGAAGCUGGACAAGUACAGGACCGAGCUGACGAAAGGCGUGUAUGGCUACUGGGAGAUGGGGCUGUGGAAACCGUUGGGGAUAAGCGCGCGGAGGAGAGCCAUGCUGAGGAAAGAAGUGUUGGCCGCUGGAGAGGACUGGCCUUAUGAUCCGGAGAGGAAAGCGAUGAAGACGAAGAGGAAAGGUCACAAGUGUGACAGAAUCUCGGCGGAGAAGAGAGAGAACACUGCGAAGCUUAUGCUGAAGAUGCCUCAGAUGCUUCUUGAUUACAAGAAGAGAAGGUGGGAGAAGAAGAUGAAGGAAGAAGAGAAAGCUAAAGAAGACAAGUGA
Microthlaspi erraticum is the source of this 390-nucleotide messenger RNA. The record is from the annotation of a GenBank genome assembly. Lineage: Eukaryota; Viridiplantae; Streptophyta; Magnoliopsida; Brassicales; Brassicaceae.